AUGAAAACUCCAACCAUUUCUUUGAUUCUUCUCCUCAUCUUGCCGUGCUCAUUGGCAGCUCCGGCCGCCGGUGGCUUCCUACAAUGCCUGUCCGCAAAAUUCGACAACUACUCUUCGAUUUCCAACGUUGUCUACACCUCAAAAAAUUCAUCAUACACUUCUAUAUUGGAACAUACCAUCUACAAUCUUAGAUUCGACACGGAAUCUACACCUAAGCCGCAGGUGAUCAUAACCCCAGAACACGAAUCUCAGAUCCCGCCUGUCAUACACUGCGCCAAAAAGGCUGGCCUCGAAGUUAGGAUUCGAAGCGGAGGCCAUGACGCAGAGGGAUUGUCUUAUGUGUCACGAGUCCCGUUUGUGGUCAUUGAUUUGAUCAAAUUAAAUGAAAUUACUGUCGACGCUGCGGCCAAAACUGCGUGGGUUGGAGCCGGUGCGACUCUCGGAGCUUUGUAUUAUAGGAUCGCGGAGAAGAGCCCGGUUCUUGCAUUUCCGGCGGGUGGUUGCCUGACAGUUGGCGCCGGAGGCCACUUCGGUGGAGGAGGCUAUGGCUUGUUGAUGAGGAAGUAUGGCUUGGCUGCUGAUAAUGUGAUCGAUGCAAGAAUAGUCGACGUUAAUGGCAGAAUUCUCGAUAGAGAAUCAAUGGGCGAAGAUCUGUUCUGGGCCAUCAGAGGCGGCGGUGCCGCCAGCUUUGGUGUAGUUGUUGCCUGGAAGGUACGACUAGUGGAUGUACUGGAAAAAGUCACUGUCUUCAGGGUAGACAGAACACUAGAACAAAACGCAACUCAAAUCAUCCACCGCUGGCAAUACAUAGCUCCCAGCAUCGACAAAGAGUUAUUCAUCGAUGUAUUGAUAUCCCGAUCGAGCACCGGCCAAUCACCAACCAAUCGGACCGUCGUCGCCUCGUUCAUCGCACUCUACCUCGGCGGCAUCGACACACUGCUUCCCCUGAUGCAGAGAACGUUCCCCGAGCUCGGCCUAGUGCGAGGAGACUGCAACGAGACGAGCUGGGUCGAAUCGACCCUCGCCAUCAACGGCUUCCCCGUCCAAAACUUGCAAAUCCUGCUCAACAUAACUCAGCCCAAAGGCUACUCCAAACAGAAAUCAAACUACGUGAAGAAGCCAAUCCCAAAACAGGGCUUUGAAGGGAUUUGGGAAAAGUUCUACAAAGAAGAAGCCAUGGAUGGUUUGACGUUCCUUUUGGAGCCCUACGGCGGGAGAAUGGCGGAGAUCUCCGAAUCCGCCAUUCCUUUUCCUCAUAGAGGUGGCAAUCUUUACCUCAUCACGCAUCUCAUCAAUUGGGGAGAAGAGAGUGCUCGGGAUUCGGAGAGCUACGUGAGGUGGUCGAGGAGGAUUGAGGAUUACUUGACUCCUUACGUGUCGAGUAACCCGAGGGAGGCGUAUCUCAACUACAGAGAUCUCGAUAUUGGAGUUAACAACGUUGUCGGGGAGACGAGCUACAGGCAAGCUAGUGUUUGGGGAAGGAAAUAUUUCAAGAACAAUUUCGAUCGCCUUGUACGGGUGAAGACCAUGGUUGAUCCCGGGAAUUUCUUCAGGAACGAACAAAGCAUUCCGCCGUUGCGAUCCAAGUGGAAAAAAGGGGAGUGAGAAAUCUAAGAUUUAGGUAAGAAUUAAUAAGACCAUUGUGAUGUUUUAUGUUAUGUUAUGUAUUUAAUCCUAAUUAGCUCUAGAAAUAAGGUUAAGUCAUUGUUGUUAUCCUAAUUUAUUUGUAAUUUCUCUACGAAUAAUUUUCUAUUGUAGGUUG
Messenger RNA from Salvia splendens (bonfire salvia), 1762 nucleotides. RefSeq names its product berberine bridge enzyme-like 8. Lineage: Eukaryota; Viridiplantae; Streptophyta; Magnoliopsida; Lamiales; Lamiaceae. The transcript has 2 exons. Gene Ontology annotation, molecular function: oxidoreductase activity; FAD binding. The record is from RefSeq and is a predicted model, not a curated record. The coding region runs from base 1 to 1605 and encodes 534 amino acids.